Molecule: messenger RNA, 390 nt
Organism: Dictyostelium discoideum AX4
Lineage: Eukaryota; Evosea; Eumycetozoa; Dictyosteliales; Dictyosteliaceae
Exons: 2
Coding region: 1-390 (129 amino acids)
Source: RefSeq, a predicted model, not a curated record
AUGAUAAUAAUAAUAAUAAUAAUAAUAAUAAAAAUAAUAAUAGGAUUUUUCCAAUUUGAAAAUAAUGUCUUUAAAUUAAAAAUCAAACACACUAAGAUACACUACGUUUUAAGUUUUUUUUUUUUUUGUAUUUUAAUUGUUUUUUUUGUAUGUUGGAAAUACUUAAUAAGGGGUUUUUUUUUUUAUAUAAGGGCUACUUUAGGUUUUAAAAAAAAAAAAAAGGAAAAAAAAAAAAAAAAAAAAAAUUCCCCCCCCUUUUUUUUUUUUUUUUUUUUUUUUUUUUCCAAAAUUAAAAUUUUUAUAUUUUAUUUUUUAUUUUUUAUAAAAACUAAGAAAAAUAUCUUUUUUUUCAAAAAAAGCAAAAAAAAAAAAUUUUUGAUCUGGAAAUAA